Molecule: messenger RNA, 12056 nt
Organism: Pygocentrus nattereri (red-bellied piranha)
Lineage: Eukaryota; Metazoa; Chordata; Actinopteri; Characiformes; Serrasalmidae
Gene: flrt1a
Product: fibronectin leucine rich transmembrane protein 1a
Exons: 3
Coding region: 1064-3163 (699 amino acids)
Molecular function (GO): protein binding
Source: RefSeq, a predicted model, not a curated record
CCAAACUGACAAAAUCGAGCGGUGGAACUUACUGCCGGCGCGGAGAACCAGCGAAGGAAAGGACAGCACAGGCUCGGCUCGGAGAGAUGAGAGACGGGCGAGAGAGAGACAGAGAGAGCGCCCAAUGCUGAGAAGAACAAGGCUUUUCUGGACUAAACAAAGAUCAAUGGUCUCUUCUUCUCUCAAACCAUCGCUGGCAAACACAGGGGACUUCAAUUGAAUUACCGGGGAUGUCCAAGAGCAGUCUUUUUUCUCUACAAAACUAGAACAAACGGCAUCGUAAGGAAAAGCUACAACACACCAGGGAUGGUAGGAAGUUGUUGCAGGCGGUGAGGGGAAAGGCUUGAAGGAAGUGCACUGCAUUUUUGAUGCAACAUGAUUACAAAUAACACAAUUCAUCUGUCUGUGGGGUUUUGAAUGUUAAGGCUAUGCUGAAUGCUGAAUGAGAAAGCAGCGGCUGCCAUCAGAUCAAAGGUGAUAUUGGAGAGGCUUGACUUGGAGUCAGCAGCGUUGUGGACGUCACGUGGGAACUGGCCUUUUGUUGUUCCCGUAAGAACAAAUACAGAUGACUCUAAAAUCAUAUUGUUUUUUCACAGAAGCAGCUUGCAGAUGGAUUAUGUUGAUAAAAUGAAUCGGACCUUCGUAAUCCUAUAUCGUCUUUGCUUGGUUUGCCACUUCCUGAUGACAUCUCAUUCUCCUGAACUUCAGUCUAGUGUUCUUUUGGAAUAAAAACACCCAAACACCCUGAAAACUCCUUCAGACCCUGGGAAAACUAAUGACUACAGAACCCCAAAUGUGGAGGAAAACUAUCUACAGCUUGGAUAGUGAUCUCUUAUUUCAGUGAAGUGGACUGCAGCAUCCCUUGGUCUGCUCCAGGAUUGUCCUUGAAGGCCUUACAUCUCUACUUGUGUCAAAGGGUAACCAGACUGGUCUGCUGUGAGCAAACGCUAGACUCCUUUGCAUCUGAACAGCAGUCCAUAUAUUCUGGGAACUCCAAAGAAGCUGAGCAAAAGAGGAGGGUGGUGCCUCACAGAAAAGAGGAAGAAAGGAAGCCAUAGGCAUCAUGGCUCAUGAAGGUGUGGCCGAGCUUCGUGACUUGCUCUUCCUUCUUCUGCUAUGUCUCACACUAUUGGUUGAGGUGCUGGAAUAUGCUGCAGCUGCCUCACAAGGAUUGGAUAGCGAGGGGGAUAUUGUGUGCCCUUCUGUGUGUCGCUGUGAUGAAGACUUCAUAUAUUGUAAUGACCGUGGGCUCAGUGCUAUCCCGCCAUUGCCCCCAUCUGCCACUGUUCUUUAUCUUCAAAAUAAUCACAUAGAUAAUGCAGGACUGCCCACUUCCUUGGAGCACCUCACUACAGUGCGGGUUAUAUAUCUCUAUGAUAAUGAGCUCGAUGACUUUCCUAUGCACCUACCACCAUCAUUACGAGAGCUACAUCUCCAGGACAACAACAUCCGGGUGUUGCCCCGGGCUGCAUUAGCUAGGCUACCCCAACUUGAGAAGUUGCACUUGGAUGACAAUUCGGUGUCCACAGUUAGUAUAGAAGACCAGGCCUUUGCCGACAACCCUCGCCUUCGUCUGCUCUUCCUUUCCCGAAACCACCUUUCCAGCAUACCGUCUGGGCUUCCAGCCUCGCUGGAAGAGCUCCGCUUAGAUGACAACCGGAUUUCGACGAUUCCCACACACGCCUUCCGUGGCUUGUCUUCUCUUCGCCGCCUUGUCUUAGAUGGUAACCUUCUAGCCAAUCAGCGCAUUGCUGAUGACACCUUCUCACGCCUCUCCAACCUCACAGAGCUCUCACUGGUGCGGAACUCCCUUCAGACUCCGCCUCUCAAUUUACCUAGUGCACACCUGCAAAGACUCUCUCUUCAGGACAAUGCUUUGAUCCACAUGCCUCGAGGCUCUCUAGAUGGAAUGCGUAGACUUCAAAGGUUGGAUCUUUCUGGGAACAACUUGACUACACUUCCUAGAGGUUUAUUUCGAGACUUGGAGAGUCUAGGACAGUUACUUGUGCGUGGUAACCCUUGGCACUGUGGAUGCAAUCUGCGCUGGUUGUAUGACUGGCUAGAAGCCAAAGGGAACACCAUUACAGUCCGAGGACUCACUUGCCAGUCACCAGAGCGUGUGCGUGACAUGGCACUAAGGGACCUUACCAGCCAGAUGGAUGACUGUGAAUUAGCAGCUGCGGGAGGUGGAGGAGUAGCUGGUGUGGGCUCAGCAGGUGCGGGAAAUGCUGGUAGCAACAGGAUGGGUGGAACAGGUGUAGCAGCCAGCUCCACCACUCUUUCCCCCCCACAAGGCUCUCUGUUCACCCUACGGUCCAAACGACCAGGUUUGGGACUUCCAGAUACAGGAAUGGACUACACACUUGGCAGCAGUGGCGUAGGAAAGAACUUGGCCCUGAAUGUGAAACCUCUGUCCCAUGACAGCAUCAGGGUUACAUGGAGUGUGGCACAACCAUCUUCUUCCUUUAGGCUCAGCUGGCUCCGUUUAGGGACUAGUGCUGCCAUGGGCUCCAUCACAGAGACACUGGUGAGGGGCGAUCGCAGAGAGUAUCUUCUUACUGCCCUCCAGCCAGCGUCUAGCUACAUCAUCUGCAUGGUGCCACUAGUCUCUGGCAGUGGGAGCAAAGGCAGCAUGUCCAGCGGGGACACAGAUUCAGAUGAGGCUCCAGUGUGUGCCAAAGCUGAGACAUCCGAUCCCAGCCUGUCUGAAGUGGACCAGGGACAGAAUGAAGGCUCAGAGCAGAUCACUUCGCUCCCACUUGCUGGGAUAAUUGGUGGAGCUACCGCCAUAGUCUCCCUCGCAUUUAUCUUUGGCAUUUUCUGUUGGUAUGGGCAUCGUGCAGGACGUCUCUCCUCUAGGGACCACUAUAGCCGCAGUAGCUCACGCAAGAGCAAGCAUUAUGAUGACUACAUUGAAUCAGGCACUAAGAAGGACACUACUAUCCUGGAAAUCCGUGGACCUGGGUUCCAGAUGACACCGAUGGCGACCAGAGAGCCCCUACAGCCCAAGCCAAUCCGAGAAGAUUAUAUCAUACAUACAAUUUUCCCCUCUAAUGGCACAGGUCUAUACAAACCACCCAAUCACAUGACCAACUCGGGCUAUGGCACAAACCGCGGCUACAGAGAAGGAGGUAUCCCAGAUAUAGACUACUCCUACACGUGAUAGGCCUAAAUUAGCAAACACUGUUAGGAAUCAUGUACUGGGUAGAUGCACAGUUUUUUAAUCAGUGUGGGGUCCACAGCACCCCUUUGUGCCUUCUGGUCUCCAUUCCAAACUAGCCUGCUAUUCAUGGCACCGAGGAAGUUCUUAAUUGGCCCAGAUGCCUGCUAGGAAACAGCUUUCUGUGCCUGGUGCCAAGAGGUGGCCACACCAUUUCAGGUGGUUAUACCAACUGCUAUUUUCACUCCCCCCAGUGUAACCUGGUGUGUCUGCGGCAUCAUUGCUUUAUCCCUGGCUUCCUCGACGAGGCAGAUUCAAGGGCAGCACAUAAUGUAUUUAACACACUUUUAUUUUGAGCUCAGAUCAUAUAAAAUCUUGAUAAGUGGCACUUCUUGGAAAAAAAAAUGACUUGGAUGUAAACCUACAACUACAACCUUCCACUACACCUUGUGGCUCUGAUUAUUAGCUGCCUAACAGCUGCACACCUGACUUGUAUUUGUGGAUGCCUAGCUUGAGGAAUCCAUUGUUGGCCAGGGUGUCUGAAAAGAGAAAAGAGCAACAUUGUGGAUAAGGAUUACCCAGAGACUUACUGUUGCAGGGGGAAUCUGAGGUUGUCUUGGUAGUGCUCUUGUUCUGGGAAGGGUCAGGGAAGAAGACUUGAGAUGACAUUUUGGAUCCAAUUUUUACAAGAGACCAGUGACUUUGGACAUCUGGUGUUCCCUUUAUUAUGGGAUUAGGAAUAUUUGGAGUUACAAACAUUGAUCACAAAUGGUGAUGCGUCACUAGUUUUAAACGCCUCAAUAAAUGAUCUUGAAAUGCCAGCAAGUUGCCUGACUAAAAAAAAUGUAACAUAGUGCAGAAAGCAUUAUGCUGUCUGGAUCUUUUUAAUAUGGACCUAUUGAAGGAGUGAGGUCACUGGACAUGGUUCAAUUAGACUGACUGACUCUUUCACAAUGAAAAUUGCAACACUGCGCUAAUAUAUAUAUUGAAUACAGGCAAGAUGUGUAGAUACUUGGAUACAACACACAUCAGACUUUUUGGACUUGUGAAAGUAAAAAAUAACAUAUUCUGUGUUUCAGACUUGUUAUGUUUUCUUUUCUUGUUUGUUAGUUUAUUUAUCCCAUGUUGCUGUCUUUUUAUUUGUUUACAUUUGUUGUAUGUUUUAAAUGAAUUUGUUUAGGUACAACUGAGUCAGUCCUGCUGCUGGUGACAUUAAAACACUGUGGUUUUGCCUAGUCCUGUAACUUAUCUAACGAUGUGAAGGGUUAUUUUGCGUCAAAUGGGUUGUCAUUACUUUAAUACAAGCCCUCCCCUUGAGCAGUCAGAGCCCAUAUUGCACUAAGCAGACCUUCCUACCAUCCCACCAGUUGAACCCAGGUUGUAUUAGUAUGAUUCCUUGCAAAGAGACAGGAAGCAGCAGUGUCACCAUCCAUGCUAAAGUAAAAGCAUCAAGAAGCCACCCCAAGUCACAGCAUAUGUAUUAAAGCCCAGUCUCCUGAACUGAGGUAAGUUUUGCUGUGUACCUUGCCAAGUUUGAAGUUAGUGCAGAGACAGUGAUUCUAAUUCAGUACAAAUUAAUACUUUUAACCAAUAGACUCCUUUGCCAGUUCCUGAAAAUGGAGUCUGUUUAUUGUCCUUUGAACAUGACAAGUGGGCAGGAGGAAUCGAAGCUAACGCACCCAACAUUACAUUAAUAUUCCUAACACUGUAGGAGCUGAGGCUGCAGCACAAUCUUUUGCUACCCAGCUUCAGUCUUUAGCUAUAGCUGUGAGUGAAAGAUUAUGGAGAGCAGAAAACCAAACCAUAACACUGUGGACCAGCACUGUGUAUGAGUGGGCAGAGGACUUCUGAACGGUGCACGCAUUGCAAAGACAUGUAUUUGUUUAUGUUUUUCUAUGAUAUUCAUUGGUGUAGGGACGUAACCAAUGCAAGGAGGGCAGGGUCUUAUAGGCUGUAUUCCCAUUAGGCUGUGUUCAGGCAUUAAUAGGCUGUGAGGAGUGUAGAAAGUUAUAGAGAGGGAGAGAGAUUACACAGGAAAGACGUGUGUUAUGAACCAUAGCAGGAGUCUAAGUUGAAAUGAAGCAUUAGGCCUCUGUGGCACGUGGUGGUUAUCCAUGCAUACAAUUGUUUGUCAUCCCCUACGUGUCUGCCUCUACAUUAAUACUCUAGAUCCCUCUUCCUCUUCUAUUUUUUUAUUUCCUCUCUUUCAGUCUUCACUGGCCUCUUCUUUAGAGUUUUAAUCGGGCCUAAAUUUUUGAUCCAAAGGCAAAUAUAGCCCAGAAACCUUCUGUCCAAACCACAUCAUCAGGUUUCUUCAUUAAAAGUCAGAAACUGGCCCAAGCCCAAAUGAGCCUAAAUAAAUUGUUUCUCACAGUUAUUUAUACGACAAUUGAUCGUCAGCUAAAAUUUUAUCAUUGUGACAGGUCGACGCGAAUGUUAAAUUCAAACCUGACAAAACCGACAAAACUUUGGAAAUGACGUCCAGACUCAACCAAACUUGAUAUGACAUUGGGUCCCAUUGGGUUUGGACAAAUUUCAAGCUCUACUCUAUUUCUGUCCUUGCCUCCCCUUUAUCAUCCUUCCUCUCCUCUACCCCUCUUUCCUCUCCUUCACUUACCUCUCCUCAUUGUUUCUCCUCUUCUAUCUCCUUUCACUUUCUCUAUCCUAUACUCACCAAACAACUGUUUGCUACUCCUCAGAUGGAAGCAAAUUGAGCUUGCCUGUCAGUUUUGUCUGGCUUGCUUUUGUGAUUGUGUUUGACAGUACAACUUACUGGAAUGGCAGGUUUUUUUUUGCCUCCCCUCCUGAGUACAAAUCAAACAUGGGCCUUGGAUUUUUACUGACAUGAUCUGGCUAUUUCGAGUCCAUGUUACUGUUCUUUUUUUUGCUGGUUUGUUUUAUGUCUGCUUACUAAAGGAUUCAGAUCAGCUGUCAAAUGUUUCUGUGGUAUCUGCAACUACUAAUAGCACCUGGAUACCCAGGCCUGCUCUCUCAAAGAAAAAGAAGCCCUUGUUUAACAAAAGACUGCCUGAGAUUUUUAAUGAUUACUGUAAUAAAAAUCCACUUGGCAUUACUGGAGCACAAAAGGAGGGAAAUUGCAACCUUGUCUUGACAGUAUCACAGGUGAGUGUGGUACCUAAAGCAGAGGCUUCAGUUCUGACUCUAAUCCUUAUCGCAGAGGGUCCAGCUUGCACAUGAAAAAGAUGCGCUUGCAUGUUGCAUCUUUCAUUCCUCGUCCAUGCACAACUUUCUCACAUUUGAAAAGUCUCUUUGAUGUAUUAUCGUCAUUUUCUUUUUGACUUUGCAGAAUGUGGGACAAGGUUGUGUGCAUGUGUGUGUUUGUGAACGCCUAUUAGGACACACAAAUUUUGGAGUCCAUGUGCUGUCAAGGAACUUAAUACAGUAACUGUAAUUAACUUCUUAAUGUGGCUGAUAAAAAUACCAAUAUUGUAUAUCCGAAACGAGUUCAUACUUGGAUCCAUGUAAUCGUGAACUGAAUCUACAUAGCUAAAUCAGACAGUUGUUGUAACCACUUGCAUAUUUAGCCAAUACUGGCCCUGUUUAGACUUGACAUUAACAUUCGAACCCUGUGAUCUGAACUUGGUGAUUGGAUUGUCAAUAAAGUAACAGCGCAUUUACUUGCCCUCCGCAAAAGUGGAUUCUGCAUCCAGAUGUUGAUUGGAACUCAGAUACAGGAUGCAUUGCAAACAGGGCCACUCUUACCUGUGGCAUCUUACAGUGGUAGGUGAAUGUAAUGUUAGGAAUCUUGUCCAAUGACUCUUAUUAGUUAUAGCAUUGGUGUUCCUGCCCAAACAAGGAAUCAAACGUGAUACUCCGUGCGCUGGAUGAUGAUAUCCACUCUUACCCACUUCAGCAAGGGAUUUAUUCACAAAAGAUUCUUUUAAAAGAAUGGAAUUGUUUAUUCACUAGUGACAACGCAAGUGUCAGUGCUGCAUAAGCUAAAAAAUAAAGUGCAGAAUCAUUGGUUGUAUUUAGUCACUGUAGGUUUAAAAAUUUAAUAAUAAUUCAUAUACAGUUCUGAUCACGUUUGACUACUUUGCGUAUACAGUCAACAUCCAGGUACAUCCACGACGAUGCCAAAUAAAAACAGAAUCCGCUGAUGCCCAUAAUAAGUUAUAAUUGUGACAUAAGGAGUCUUUCCCUCUUGCGUUUCUGCCUGAAUAGGGAAUGGAACAUUGUGUGGGAUGAUGAUGAUGUUAUCCACUGUUAUUCAUUUCAGCAAGUGAUUUGUUUGCAAAAUAAUCACCUGUUCAGUAGUGUGUACACAAGCGUCAGUGCAUGCUCAAGCUAAAAAUAGGGUGCCAAAUCAUCAGUAGUAAGUGCUGGCUGUAAUUUUCAUCAACAAACAAUAUAUCGGCUGCCAAUAUAUUGUGCAGCCCUAGUUAGGAGCAUAUGGGGGCACUCGUUUUCCCCCUAGGUUUUUUUUUUCGUUGUCUUCUUUUUGAAACCAUCUGCAGAUUCUGUACCUAUUGCCGCCUCGGACCAGCAGUGCUUCCACCUGCAGCCCAUUAACGCAGAUGUCUCCCUACACACAAACACGCACACACACGGGCCCAAACUCAACCACAGUCACACACACACAGGCACUGCUGUGCUGUCUCACCCCUGAGACAAAGCUCUCACAUCCACACUCUCCAAAAAUAACACCGUUUUCCUUGUUCCCUCCUCACGAAAUAAUGUCACUGUCACAUUGCACUCGCAAACAGGUUCACCUGAGGUCUGUAUUUUGCCUCCUGCCUUUCCCUGUCCUUUUCUUGUUCUUUAUUCCUCUCUAUCUCUUUCUAUGUGCCUUUCUCUGUCACUCUCCCACUCUCUCUACCUUUCCAGAACAUUCCCUCAGGUGAUGCCAUUGCUCCUCUCUGAUCAUCAUCAUUUCAGAGCUUGAUUCAUUAUAUGUGAAGGGAGAUAUAUAACUCUUUUCGUUCAGUCUAAGGCAUGCAUUUUGCCUUCAGUAUCAGUGUACUGAUAGAGAUUACAGCAGUUAUGCAGUGUGUGUGUGGGGAGGGGGCAACUCAGAGAACCCUCAUAUCACACCCUUCAGGUCCUGGUACCAAUUCACGCUGCUAUACCACCACUUUACGGCCACUAGAGUCAAUCUAGUUGUAAAGCAACCAUCUCGGAUCUAAAGGCUUGGCUUCCAGCCUGUAUUACCAAGCCGCAGCAAUGAUGCCAAAACAUGUUCCUAUGGUGAAUGCCCCAUUCCAUCGUGUCCGUAUAGCUGCUGCUCAGUCAAAACAACCACAACAUUAUCCUUUCCCUUAUUACGUACAGGAACAUUAAAACUGCAAUCUCAGCAUCGUUAGCUGCAGACAUAACAAAACCAUAAUCGUUAAAGAGCUUAGAACUACAUCCAUUACUUGGAAAACAGAUGUUUUUCUACCAAACAAAAUACAUGCUGUUCUAUCACACUUUAUACUCAGUGGUCACUUUAUCGGAAACACCUACUUACCUUAGAAGUAGAUUCAUCUUGUGGGUGUAUGGCUGUGCCUGGCUCACACUGCAGUAUAAUUGGGCCACCUUUGAGGCUAAUUUGCCUUUUCCAACAAUAGAGCAAUGUAAUUGGGGUGGUCAGAACAGUGCUUCAUGCUAGGAUGGCUUGCCACUCCAAUUUCCAAUUAUGGAAAGUGAAACAGUCAGCCAUCAUCAAUAAAACAUCAGUUAUGCUUUAUGGUGAAAAUCUGCUUUCAGAGUGGUGACCAAUCAGUUUUAAGAGUCUGAUGAUACUGCAUCUCUUGCUGUGAUAGACUAAUUUGCUCAGCAAACACACACGUGAACAUGCACUGUGUCCCAGCAGUGCUGCUCUGCGAGCUACAUUAUAAACAUGGUGCAUUUAAUUUACUUGAUUCAUAUACAGCAUUUCCUCAUUAAUGACUAAAAUACAUUGCAUCAGCACAGUUUUGUCUUUCAGUUUAUUUUAGGCAGUCGUUGUAUUGAGGUAAUAUAUUCAAGAUCACUUUUUAUGUCAUUUUAAUACAGUAACGCUAUUUUAUUUUCCCUUGAUGUGUGCCACCCCAAUAUCAUCUCUUAAACAUUACAAAAGCUCUAUUUGUGUCAGAAUUUAACUCAUUGCACAGCUGUUGCUUUCCUCUGUGCAGUACUUCAAACAACCUUAAACAAACAUAGAUCUUUUACUUUUUAAUUAAUAUUUUCUGCAUGUCAUACUUCAUAUGUGCAUUACAUUAUGAUUGCAUUUCAGUGAGGCUUACAAAGUCUGAGACCACAGAAGAGAACACUUCUAUUUUGAAUUCCUUUCUAAUUUCUUGGAAAUAUUUGCUUAUUCUAUCAUCAGUAUAACAUUUUGAAUGAGAAGUAGAAAAUAUUUUAAUGAAUUUCAGAAUUUCAUUACUUGAUAUGUCCUUGUAUUCUUGCUUUAACGACAGCAACGACAGCAUGAACUUGAGCUGGUACAGGCUCCCCAAGUUUGUGUAAAAGUGUCUAAUGAGUAGACCAAAGAGAUAGAUAAGAAGAGAUAACACUAAAAAUGUGACUUUUUGUACAAAGGCCUCAACAUGGGUCACAAAUUUGCUUAAAUUCGAAUGGUGAUCUACAAAUAGUGCAGAAUUGUACUUGUUAUUUUUUUAUCUAAAAUUCUUAGUUUAUUUCCAGGUUUAAAGGGCAAAAAUCAAGAUUUUCUAUUCAGUCUCAGACUUUCAGACACCGCUGUAUAUGUUUGAAGUACUGCACAAUAGAGAGCAAUAUAGCUGUGUACUGACUACAUUUUAAAGCUGAUUUCAGGCUGGACUUAAAUAUCUUCCCAAUUUAACCUGUGGUGUGGGGUGUGUAUAGUCCAAUUUUAUUGUAAUGUGGGUCAAGAAUAAGAAGACGUCACAAAUCUGUUGAUGCUCAUUUUGUUUCAUUCAUCUUCUGACCUUUCAACAUUGGUCAGUUUUAGUUUAGUUUAUUUAAUUUAUAGUAGCUGGAAAAAAAAGCAUAUUAACAUUUCUGUAAAAGUACCAGUUUAGCCAGUUAGUCGCUGGACAUGUACAAAAAGCAUAAAAUGACAUACAAACAUGAAUAUAUUCAGGCUGUCCCAAACUCUAACCCCUAAAUUUCCACACUUCUGAAAAUAAUACUUACAUGUUCUAAAAUAUAUUUUUGAUUUAUUUAAAAAUUUUAUCAUGGGUUUAAUUUUUUUUUAAAAUUCAACUUAUAUUUUUUAUUGAAGAAAUGCUCUCCUAUGUUUUCAUGUCAUUGCCACAGCACAAACACUGUGCCCCAAUCCACAUACUACGACACUAUACAUUGUAUACUAAUGAAUGCAUUUCUAAUGGUGGUGUACUAUUUAGUGUUGUUGUAUGCAGUUUUGAACACAGUCAGAUACGGUGUUGGAAAUGGUCCCCUGAUCACUAUACCGCUAAAAGUCUGGAUAACUGUAUAGAACACUUUUAAAGGGAGCAGAAUUUGCGGUAGUAGUAAAGGAUAUCUGACACUACGUCAUUGGGGUUCUUUCAUUACUAUGCGAGAGCAGAUUCUGGCGCAUAAACAUCCUAACACAAGUCCACUAUGACCUCCGAGCCUCACUGCACAUAUGAGAAGAGUUUACGUCUGUAACAGGUCUGAACAGAAGACUGUGGAGAUGCUGCCAUUUUAGCUGGGUUUGGUCACACUCCUUAGAGAAGAGCCGUGUGAAUCUUUAAACCAAACAAUGCAGCACAAUACUGGCAUCUCCUGUCCCCCAGGAUGCAUUGGUUGUACACUAGUUAUUGUGGUGCAUUGUGGGAUUGUUUGAGUGCACUGGGUUUUCUGUGCUACAAAAUGAUGGAACCUCAAAACAAUGUAUAGGGCACAGUUUUAGGCACAACUAAAGUGUUUUAGUCCAUAGGUGGAGCCUUAUUUUAGCCACAUCCACGCAUAUUAAAGCAGGAAGUGAGACUGCAUCCCUGUCCCUCAUGGCCACAUGGUGGGCAGUUAGAUCCCAUUGAAAUGUAUCCCAAAGUCAUAAAAUCAGUGUGUAAGAUUAAGAACUGUCACUUAACUGCAAUUAUGUCAAUUAUUUCGUUUUAAUGAAACAUUUUCUGAUUUUAUGAGUGUACAACUGUUCAAAGCUGUUUGCUGGUCACAUACUGGCUAGCGUUUUGAGGUCUGCUCACAAUUAGCUGAAACAUUGAGUCACUGCUGAAACAUUUGGUCAAGUUUCCGUACUGUUAUAAUUGUAUUGGUAGAGACAAAAAGAAUGUUCAAUCAUUUAUUUUAAUAAAAUAAACAAAAUUAAGGUACACGGUCACUCAAAGUCAGUUAAAAGAUCAAAGUGUGUUUAAACUAUGACUUUGAACCAAUUCUGAAGAAUGAUCCAUAUAGUACACAUAUAAGGUAGGUGUUUCUAAUAAAGUGGACAAGGAGAGUGUGUUGUAAACCAUCAAUACAGCAAACUAGAUAUUAGAGUGUUCACAGAGGUGAAUAUGCUGUGGUUUGAUGAAUUGGUCCCCUGUUGUCCUUACAAGUCCUGUACAUUGCCUAUAGGAGCCCUGUGGGAGGCCAUAGUGAACUGUUGUCUCAUCAGUAUGUCCCGGUGGAACGGCUGGGCAAGGAAAAUAUCGGCUGCCGCUAUCAGUCCUAAACAAACAAGAAAUUCCUGAGAUAAUCCUAAACAAACAAGAAAUUCCUGAGAGAAUCCGACAUGUCCGAUGUUUAUUUCUAUUUAUUUUUACCCCCCCACCCUGUUCAUUUUUCAAGGUAACAAUGCAACAAGGACACUGACUGUUAAGUGCAGUAUGUUUAUUUGUUCUUUGUCUACCUUGCCAGAGAAACAGAGAGAAAAAAAUAAACAACAACAACAAAAAAAUUCCCUUCAGCCAUUCUUGUUUUGUUCACUGCUUUUGAAAUCAUGGCUCUCUCAUUCUCUGUUGGACUGGGUGAUUAUGAUUCAAAGAGAAUG